Drosophila ananassae is the source of this 2913-nucleotide messenger RNA. RefSeq names its product peroxisome assembly factor 2 (gene Pex6). Bases 57 to 2750 code for a protein of 897 amino acids. Gene Ontology annotation, cellular component: cytosol; peroxisomal membrane. The transcript has 5 exons. Gene Ontology annotation, biological process: protein import into peroxisome matrix. The record is from RefSeq and is a predicted model, not a curated record. Lineage: Eukaryota; Metazoa; Arthropoda; Insecta; Diptera; Drosophilidae. Gene Ontology annotation, molecular function: ATP hydrolysis activity; ATP binding.
CACAUAUCCCAUUUUGGGCAUACCAUCUCUUACCUAAACCAUAACAUUCGUAAGAGAUGAAGAAGAGAUUAAUUAUAAAAAAGAAAAAAGUCUCCAGCAAGCGCAAUUCGCUGGCAUUGGACCAAGGGGAUCCGAACCAACCGAGGUACAACUACUCCGGGCGCGUGCAGGAGCUGAUUGAGGGUUAUAACUCUGCCAUACAGCUGCUGGCGCCAAAAUGGCCCUGGUUCUUCUACCCCGGAUAUCUGACAUACGCCGUAUACUGGCGUUACGCCAAAUAUUACAAGGGCAAGUUGAUGCUGACGCCCAUUCCGAAUCGCCUAUACGAUUUGCUAAUUAAGAACGAACUCAUAAAGUCGGAGCACCUGGUGUUCGCUAGUCAGGAGGUGUACGAUAACUAUGCUGAGUCCCCAGACGUCAACUUUGUCAACAUUGUCAUUCGGGGAGGAAGCAGAAAGGCCGAGAAACUGUCCAACGGCCAAUCAACGCCCCAAACGGUUAUCAAACAAAUGCUUCAGGAGGCUCCGCAUACCAUAGUGGCCCAGAUACUGCCUGUGGCCCAGUGCCAACCCAACUGCCUUUAUAUCCAGGAAAACUUUUAUGGAAAUAUUGUGGAACGCUUCCGCAUCCGCUCCAACUGCUGGGUGCAGCUAGAGCACUUUAGUGAAGAGCAAGCUAUACCGAGCAUUGCCACCAAAGCACACGUCUACUUGCUGGCGGAUCCUCACGAACUGCCCGCCGAAGUGACUGAACUGAUACUGAGCAACUACUUCAACACACCACGUCUCCUGCAUCGCGGACACACAUAUCGCAUAGAGGUGAACGCCGAUCUUGUGGGAACUUCAGCCUACGCCCACUACUACUUGAUAUUCGCCUAUCUACGCCAUGUGUUCAUAAAAUGCAUACACCUUGAGACGAAGGGUAGCGAGUUCGAACUCCAAGCAGUGGUUGCCAAAAACUUCAGCAACCUGGUCCAGGUGCCCGCCGCACACAAUUUCCUACCUCGCCAAGUGCUGGAUAAGGUAGCCAUUGUGGAGAACUUCCCAACUGGCCUAAGAAGGCCAUACCAACUGCUGCGUUCUUCGGUGGAUGCCUUCUUGCCCAAGAAGUCGGCGUGUCUGUCUUCGAAACAUAUUUUUCCUGUGUUCCUGCUGCAGGGUGAGCGCGGAGCCGGCAAAACCAAGCUUAUCAACGCUGUCUCCCAGGAGCUAGGCAUGCACCUGUAUGGAGUAGAUUGUGCUGAAAUUGUUUCCCAGGUGCCCUCGCAUACUGAAAUGAAGCUAAAAGCGGUCUUUGCCAAGAGUCAAGUCAGCGAACCACUCAUAAUAUGCUUCCAUAAUUUCGAGAUUUUUGGCAUCGAUAACGAGGGCAAUGAGGAUCUGCGUCUGCUUUCUGCCUUUCAUGUGCAGGUGCAGGAACUCUUCACCAAAGAUCGCAAGCAUCCUGUUGUUGUGGUGGCUUUGACGAGUGACCGACACCUGAAGCCCAUGAUCCAAAGCCUCUUUUUAGAGAUCAUCAGCAUUGAAAUGCCGAGCAAGGAGGAGCGCUUCGAGAUUCUACGCUGGAUGCAUAUUCGCGAGACCUUUAACGACAUCAUCCAUAACCAGAAGGCAAUCGAUCGUCUGCCCCUGUUCUCCCGCGAAAACCAGUCCCAGUUUAUGUCGCGAGUAAGGCCGAAUUGGCGCAAGACUCUGGACGUGCUGCAGGAGGUGGCUUCCAAGUCCCAAGGGUUCCUUCUGGGCGAUCUACAGCUUUUAUACGAUAAUGCAGUGCGUCUGAAGAGCCGGCAGCGUUUGGGCAGGAGCACCUUGGAUCUCUCCCACUUUGCCAAAAACUUAAGCGACAUGCAGAGCUCGUUUGCAGACAGUUUGGGAGCUCCUAAAGUGCCGAAGGUCUACUGGUCGGAUAUCGGCGGUCUGGCCAAGUUAAAGGAUGAGAUUCAAAGCAGCAUCGGCCUGCCGCUGAAGCACGUCCAUUUGAUGGGCAAGAACCUGCGUCGCUCAGGCAUACUGCUCUAUGGACCUCCGGGAACGGGAAAAACACUUGUUGCAAAGGCAGUGGCUACGGAGUGCAACCUUAGCUUCCUUUCUGUACAGGGACCGGAGCUUCUGAACAUGUACGUGGGUCAAAGCGAGCAGAAUGUGCGCGAGGUAUUUUCUCGUGCCCGGUCGGCAGCUCCUUGUGUUCUUUUCUUGGACGAGUUGGAUUCCCUGGCCCCGAAUCGAGGUGUAGCUGGUGACUCUGGAGGUGUCAUGGAUCGCGUGGUGUCGCAGCUACUAGCAGAAAUGGACGGCAUGAGCGAUGGCGAUACGAGCAAGCCCAUAUUCAUAUUGGCAGCCACCAACCGUCCGGAUCUGAUAGACCCUGCUCUACUGCGUCCGGGUCGUUUUGACAAGCUCUUCUACGUGGGACCCUGUUCCACUGCCGAGGACAAGGCAGCCGUGCUGCGCGCUCAAACCCAGCGUUUUGCCUUGGCUACCGGGGUAAAUAUGGACGAAAUUGCGGAGAGACUUAAGAGCGAGAUGAGCGGAGCAGACCUGUACUCCAUCUGCUCCAACGCCUGGCUUUCGGCAGUGAGGCGAACUAUUGACAGACACUUGGGUGGCUCUCUCUCGGAGAAGGAACUGUUGCCGGAGAAUGUGAUCGUGGAGUCGGAAGACUUCACCAAGUCCUUUAAUAAGUUCGUGCCCUCGAUUAGCAAGACAGAUCUGGAGUACUUCAAUAACCUUAAGGCCUCGUACAGUGUUUGAAUUUACAAUCGCAUGGUUAACUAGUUCUAAGAUUCACAAACCGCAACGUCCGAGUCACCUGGAACUGGAACACACCCAGGAAAUUGAAACCCAAUGAGUAGGUCUUUUGUGUAAAUUGGACAUUAGUCGGGUCGGAAGCCCUCGGUUUAGCAGCCUACGGAAA